Messenger RNA from Mycetomoellerius zeteki, 2452 nucleotides. It is a transcript of the gene Mkp3, whose product is annotated as Mitogen-activated protein kinase phosphatase 3. Lineage: Eukaryota; Metazoa; Arthropoda; Insecta; Hymenoptera; Formicidae. Gene Ontology annotation, biological process: peptidyl-tyrosine dephosphorylation; negative regulation of MAPK cascade. Bases 674 to 1870 code for a protein of 398 amino acids. Gene Ontology annotation, molecular function: MAP kinase tyrosine phosphatase activity; MAP kinase tyrosine/serine/threonine phosphatase activity; protein tyrosine/threonine phosphatase activity. Gene Ontology annotation, cellular component: cytoplasm; cytosol. The record is from RefSeq and is a predicted model, not a curated record. The transcript has 4 exons.
AGAGGUGAAGGCGGAGUAACAUACGCAGCGCGGCGUAGUAUCGCAGGAAAUGAUGGCAACGCGUGAGAACCCGUCGGAUCGCGCCGUCGACGGGUGAACGUCGCGCGAUCGUUCUCCCGGAUGACGCAUCCGGGAAACGUGUGCCGUCACUCAACUCCAAGUGCCAUUUCGUAUAUAUCCAUAUCCAGUAAUUAUUAGUCGCAGAAGACGCUCGUAGGAACACGCGUGCACGCAUUCACUACGGAUACAUGGCUUCGUUCAUUCGCUUUCAUUGUGGAGAACGCGCGACAGGGCUGACGCGACUCGCUGGGCUCCGACGGGCUUGACGUGCAACCCAGGAGUCGACGUAUCGCGCUCUAGCAAACGUGAAAGUUUCUUCAAGCGACGACCAGUGACGACCAGCAAGAAUCAUCGUAAUUAUCGUUGUAAUUAACAACAUUUUCACAGUUCUGUUGUUUACUGUUUGCCGAAGGUGCCGUGUCCAAUAAUGACGGCACUUCGAUGCUACAGAGGCUUAAGAAUAUCUUUGUAGCAGAAACUCAGUGACUGAUCGCUGAAGAAAAUAUUUAGAUUCGGAAGCUGUUUGCGGGACAAAUCAGCGCCGUUUCUCUAGAAGACACGUAAAUACGACAAAACGCAAGAGUGUGCUAGAAUACAAGUGUAAAAACUCAAGAUGCCUGAUAGUGCAAUGGAAGAAGAUCUUUUGGGUCCAGAAUGGUUGUUUGGGGAGUUGAGAUCACAGGAUGGUCCCAACAAACUUCUUAUUCUGGACUGUAGAGCACACUCGGACUUCUCUGAUGCUCAUAUAAGAGGUUCGGUACCUCUGACUAUACCCAGUAUCAUGUUGCGAAGAUUGGCUGCUGGUAAAGUGGACCUCUUGUCCACAAUACGGUGCUUAGAUCUAAGAAACAGAGUGGAGAUGUUUUUGUGUGGAGAUGAAAACAGAAGAGGGACGUUUAUACUAAUCGGUGAUUCUACAGAUUCUGGAGGUCAUCAGGGUGAAACAUUACAAGUUUUAAGCCGGAGACUUAAAAGCAGUGGAGGAAAUGUUGCCUCUUUAAUCGGUGGUUUUGAAGCAUUUAAAGAUAAAUAUCCAGAGUGGUGCGAAGGUAGUCAAGCCACUAAUGAAUGUGACCCAGGUCAGGACAAUAACGAUGGUGAAUUAAUGGGCCUUAGAUCCCUUCGGAUAUCUACUCCACCAACCAGGUCUUAUUCAGACUCUGACAGUGACAGCACAUGUGAUUCAAUUGGUCCGGAGGAAGAUAAAGACUUUCCGGUGGAAAUUUUACCUCAUUUGUAUCUCGGUAACGCGGCGAAUAGUGAAGAUCGUGAGGCUUUAGCGCGGCACAGGAUACAGUACAUACUCAAUGUGACACCGGAUUUGCCAAAUGUAUUUGAAAGCGGCGGUUCAAUAAAGUACAUGCAGAUACCGAUAAGCGAUCACUGGAGUCAGAACUUGGCUAGUUUUUUCCCGCAAGCGAUUCAGUUUAUAGAGGAGGCACGGAACUCAGAUAAGGGAGUGCUGGUACAUUGUUUGGCCGGAGUUUCUCGGUCUGUCACGAUCACCGUGGCUUAUCUUAUGCACAAGUGCAGCCUCAGCCUGAAUGAUGCUUUCAAUCUAGUACGUAGUAGAAAGUCCAAUGUUGCACCGAAUUUUCACUUUAUGGAGCAGUUACAUAGCUUCGAGCAAGAGUUGAGGGACCGAGGGGGAGAAAACAAGAAUAACGACCAAAGGUGCAUUGGAGCAUGCCGGCCCAAUGGGCCCUGCAAUUGUCCAGCGCCCAGUUUUUUGAGUCCCAUUGAUCUGGGACUCAGUCCCGACUCAGGAAUCGAGUUUGACAGGUGGGCGGCAAGUACACCGGCCGAAUGAAACGAACUUGGGGGUACCCAAUACAAAUUUUAGGUCUCCGUCACAUGUAUUAUCAGGAAAAUCCUGAUCGAACGUUAUGAUAACGCGCUUUAUCAUUUUUGAUAUGUGAGACGCAUUAAAGUCCGCCCUUCGCGGUAUAUCUCCAGAUGAAAUGGGAUAUUAAAUGCGUUUGGCGAGUGCUGAGACGUAGCUGUUAGAGGCAUCCGAAGUUAGUUAUCGUGUCGAUACUUCGUAAUUUCUCGUUUUCUUUCUAUCGAGCCUCUCAUUCCUAGCGUAACUAUUGUAUGGCUACGUUUAUUAAAGAUACAUAAAGCAUUUGAAUUCGAUUUGAUUAAUUGAAUUCUGAAAUUGAAUUUUAAAAAGAUUAAUUUCUAAAGACACUCAUGCAAGAAGUGUCUUUAGUAUCGUGCUACUCAUGCAACGUGAUAUAGAAGAAAAUAAACUUUCGUCUAAAUUCAGAAAUAAUAAAAUUGAGGAAUGAGAGGAUUAAAAAAAAGAAAAAUAUAUAUGUCCAAUUAGAAAGAAAUUAUCUCUUUGUUAGAUGAUUAGCUUUUCAGUAUACGCAUUCAGUAAUAAUGCGCU